Ostrinia nubilalis (European corn borer) is the source of this 990-nucleotide messenger RNA. RefSeq names its product cytochrome b-c1 complex subunit Rieske, mitochondrial (gene RFeSP). Gene Ontology annotation, cellular component: membrane. Bases 101 to 913 code for a protein of 270 amino acids. Gene Ontology annotation, biological process: mitochondrial electron transport, ubiquinol to cytochrome c. The record is from RefSeq and is a predicted model, not a curated record. NCBI's taxonomy places the organism in Eukaryota, Metazoa, Arthropoda, Insecta, Lepidoptera, Crambidae. The transcript is spliced from 4 exons. Gene Ontology annotation, molecular function: 2 iron, 2 sulfur cluster binding; quinol-cytochrome-c reductase activity.
UAAAAUUUGACGUUUCACGUCAAGGUUUUACGUAAAUCUGGCUGGAUCCAGCCCUUUUGAAGAUAAAAGUUUAAAUAAAACGCAUUAAAAAGCUUCCAAAAUGACUUCAGUUGUACGGGCUGGACACUUAGCUCCCUAUUUCAAAGCGUCGUCACCAGUGGUUUCAAAUGGGCUUAAAAUUGCGGCGGCGGUGCACACUCCUGCCGAUAAGUUGGUUGUCAAGCCCCUACCAAAAACCUCGACGGUACAGACAUUGCACGGGGCUCUCCCAAUCCAAGGCUUGAAGGUCAAAGCCGGAACCAAAGUGCCAGUUCAGGUGCGAUUCGCACACAGUGACAUUGCCGUGCCAGACUUCUCGGCGUACCGCCGCAAGGAGAACCAGGACCCGAGGGUGAAGGCCGAGGAACAUGUCGAUGGACGCCAAUCCUUUACUUAUCUCAUCGCUGGAGCUGGCAGCGUUGCCGGAGCAUAUGCCGCCAAGUCUGUGGUCACACAGUUCGUAUCGUCCAUGUCUGCCGCUGCUGACGUCUUGGCCUUAGCCAAGAUUGAAGUUAAGUUGUCCGACAUUCCUGAGGGCAAGUCUGUCACCUUCAAGUGGCGAGGCAAGCCCCUGUUCAUCCGUCACAGGACAGCCGAAGAAAUCGCGACCGAGAAGGCGGUGCCAAUAGAGACCCUGCGCGACCCCCAGAGCGACGACCAGCGUACCCAGGACCCCAAGUUCUUGGUAGUCAUCGGAGUCUGCACCCACUUGGGCUGCGUGCCUGUAGCCAACUCAGGUGACUUUGGCGGGUACUACUGUCCCUGCCACGGCUCGCAUUAUGACGCCUCAGGCCGCAUCCGCAAAGGACCUGCACCACUUAACCUCGAAGUACCCCCCCACACUUUCACCGACGACUUACUCAUCGUAGGUUGAAUAUUCUAUUGUUUAGACAAUUUAUUUAUUAAGCAUACUGUAUAGUGAUCAAUCAAUAAAUGUGAUUCGAUUGUUAA